This is a messenger RNA of Stegodyphus dumicola, 5731 nucleotides long. RefSeq lists its product as uncharacterized. Gene Ontology annotation, molecular function: ATP binding; protein kinase activity. Gene Ontology annotation, biological process: protein phosphorylation. Lineage: Eukaryota; Metazoa; Arthropoda; Arachnida; Araneae; Eresidae. The record is from RefSeq and is a predicted model, not a curated record.
UUUAGGUGAGUCAGCAACCGACAUCUUGAGGACGUUCCUAACUGAGCAACUUCUGAACAACAAACGGAGGAAGGGGAGAGAGAGAACAUUCCAAAUUCCCUUACUCAAUACCGCCAGUAGUGGAAUUUUGUCUGGAUUGGUGUUGAUGUACUGUACCGGUGGUUUCAAGUUAAAGCAAAGAAAUACGUAACAUGUCGGGGAUGUAGCGUCGUUUUCAAGAGAUGGAAAUGUUUCUAGUUAUGUAUUUCACUCCCUUGAAGGCAAUCAAAGACGGCAAUGGAAACUUCAAAAAGCAAAAGGGAUUAAAAUCUUAUCUUCGCCUAGAUCUUUGCAAUGUCGACGACUGCCAAGGAUCCAGAAAAGCUAUAUUCAGGAGACAGCAAUGCAUCUAGUGAAGUGGUCAACGAGGACGACUCAUUCUACGUUAACAUGACCACCGAGGACCUGCUACAACCGGGUCACGUUGUCAAAGAACGAUGGAAAGUGGUAAAAAAAAUUGGCGGUGGUGGAUUUGGGGAAAUCUACGAAGGCCUGGACCUAGUGACAAAAGAACUUGUCGCAUUGAAGCUCGAGUCAGCGAAGCAAGCCAAACAAGUGCUGAAGAUGGAAGUCGCAGUUCUGAAAAAGCUCCAAGGUAAAGAACACGUGUGUCGUUUUAUUGGGUGUGGCCGCAACGACAGAUUCAACUACGUUGUAAUGCAAUUACAAGGAAAGAAUCUGGCGGAACUGAGGAGAAGCCAACCGAGGGGUGCUUACAGUCUCAGUACCACACUACGCCUCGGAUUGCAGAUCCUUAAGGCCAUCGAAAGCAUCCACGAAGUUGGAUUCUUGCACAGAGAUAUCAAACCGUCGAACUUCUCAAUGGGGCGACUUUCGCACAACUGCCGUAAUGUUUACAUGUUGGACUUUGGAUUGGCUAGACAAUAUGUGACUGCGACAGGAGAAGUUAGGCCUCCCAGGGCUGCUGCCGGCUUUAGAGGCACGGUCCGAUAUGCUUCCAUCAAUGCCCAUCGGAACAAAGAAAUGGGUCGACACGACGAUCUGUGGUCUUUAUUCUAUAUGUUGGUGGAAUUUGUGAAUGGACAGUUGCCUUGGAGGAAAAUCAAAGACAAAGAGCAAGUUGGUAUCAUGAAAGAAAAAUAUGAUCACCGAUUGCUGUUGAAGCAUUUGCCUUCCGACUUCCGACAGUUCCUGGACCAUAUCCUUACAUUAGACUACUUCGAGAAACCAGACUAUGCCAUGUUAUCUGGUUUAUUCGAACGUUGUAUGAAGCGAAGAGGUAUAAAAGAGAACGAUCCCUUCGACUGGGAGAAACACUUCACGGAUAAUUCUGUCACCACCACAGUCACCACAUCGCCUGCCGUCAUAUCCAAACCUCCUCUGGCCGGCACCGUUCCUCCUGGUACACAUGGCACUGACAAUAUGCUGGACGAUAAUAUCAUGGCAAGCUUCGAAGAUCACGGAGAAAAUUAUAAGAUGGACGACAUGGGUGGCAAAAGAGAGACUUCGAAGGAAAAUUUGGCUAAAGUUUAUUACCCCGCAGAGGUGAUCGAAGGCGGCAGAAUGCCAGACAAUGCGCAUCCCAGACAUCUCAACGAGAACAACAACAACUAUUACGCCAAUAAUAAUGCCAUCAAGGCCGACGAAGCGCCUCCGAAUUCUAAAUUGGAGAAAAUGGAAGUUGAAGAGGAGGACGAGGCAAAGGAGCAUGUAAAUGGAGCCGAGCCUGUGGAGGAUCCUGCUAACCAGCAGGGAACGCCAGAUACCGAUCGCUGCAAAGAUGCCAAAUUGUGCAUCGCCGACCAUCCAUGCCUCUUCAAGGAUGAGUCUGGAUUCGGCAGCAGGGGAACAAGUCCCCGACCCAAAGAAGGAGAUGGUGGGAGCAGUCGAGAAGUGUCCUAUAGACAUCCAGGUGCCAGUGAGGGGACGAAGCAGCAGCCAUUAUCCGUGCUGUCAGCUACAGAAUCGAAGUUGCUGAGAGAACCGAGGGAGCACAGACAUCGUCGGUACCAUUCAGGAUAUAAAUCCCGAUAUUCUAGGGAUAUUUCUAUCACUCAGAUGGCACUGGCUGAAGAUGAUAACAUAUCUGCCUUACAACAGGUCACAAAAGGUGGUGCAGCUGCUGUAACACUAGCAUCCAAGUGGCAAGUCUCCUUCGAUGACAGCGAAGAGACCGACAAUGAAGUGGAAGCCAAAGACAACCUUACCUCCCCUGAACACCGCCCCGUCAAUGCUCAAGAAUCGCCCUCCAAAAUAUCUAGUUCUCAUGCCGGUCACUUUUGGCCAUCUUCUCCGGAUCCUGUUCUCACAGUCCAGACUCAUCCUGGAAACAAAGGGGCCCAAAUGACAUCUGUCAAAAAGAACUCUGCCUUUUUAUCUGAGCAAAAAAUGGAUGUCACUGCAGUCAGAAACAGAAUGUUCUGGAGGAUGAAAAAACAGAAAUGCAUUAGGAGAGUUACCUCCCAGCCUAUUAAAUUAGCCAAUGAUCGUAUCGCACCACUAAUCGAAAUAGAAGAAGGAGAAGGACGACAUUCAGCCCGUGGCGUGUUGUUCCAUGAUGACAUGACAACUUGCGGUCGUUCUUGGAGCUGUCCGGAGUUGUCUUUGGGCCUCUAUUCCCUCCCUGGAUCGCCGAUGAAACACAGCGCAUCUGAAGCCAAUCUUCAAGAUUUAGUCAGAAGUAGCGACAGAAUUCUGGAGAAAAAGAACGUGCCUUCACGACGGCAUUCUGCCGAAAUUCAUUCAAAUGUUGAAAUUUUAAAAGAAAAUGAUAAACGAUGGUCUGUAGGGUCAACCUUUGAAAAAAUAGCAAAAAAGAUUCCUGAAAAGGACGUUGUUGAAAUCAAAAUUGAUUCAAAAUCUGUUGAAGAUGCACAUAAUGAAGGCAUCAAAUCAGCACCUAUCCCAUCAAGUGUAAGACCUAAAGGAAUCCUCAGGAAAUCUGGUUCUGAUCAACCUCUAUCCCAAGCCAGUCAUAAACAGGAAAAUGAAAAAGUAUUCAGCAACAAACUCAUAGUUACAACAAUUGAAUGGGAAGCAAAUGAUAAGGUAGGAAAUGUCGUCAAACAUGAAGUGGAGAGUCCAACUUUAGAAAAACAGUCACCUGCUACUCCAGUAACGGAAAUCACACGUCAUCACUUAGAUGAACCCUCCGUAUAUUUCGAUGCCCCUCAGCCUAAUGAAGAAGAUUCUGAUGAUCCGCGAAGAGCUGGGAAUGGAGAAGAAGAAGAGUACGACACACCGCCUAAAGAUGACGCUCAUUCGGCUAGUAACAUAUCAGAGACGAGAUACGAUGAUGCACUUCAAUUUCGUAAACGGUCGCCGACUCCUCCAAAUCUGAGGGCUGUGAAAUACUCUACGGCUAUCCGCCGGAAACUAAAGGAUGUUGAUUUUCAUGUUGCCGAAGCAGUGAUUGAGGAAGACAAAGAAGGUGGCUCAACAUCGGACUGUCCAUCACCUCGCAGGCAAGAUUCCGUGACUCAGACACAUCCAGCCUCACAACAACCUUUUUCUCGUUCCGGUAGUGGUAGCGAGGACAUUAUGCGCUCAACCAUCCCUAUCCAUAUGAUGGACACUUGCCGCGAGCCAACUCCAGAGACGGACUCUGACAGCUGGAGGGUGGCCAAAGGUGGAUCAGAGGAGAGUAUACGGCAGCCGUAUCUGCUGAAAUCCUAUAAUCGCAGACGACCGCGAUCUAUGGUAGAAGGCAACGCUAGAUUUGUAUGUCCUAGGGAGAAUAAUGGGAAGUACGGUGUGGACUUUGUAUCUAAACCUUUGCGUACAGGAGAAAAAGUGAUACAAAAGCCAGUGAUGUCACAAAUGUAUACUAUGCGAGGCGCAAAGCAAAGAACGCCUCCAGAGCUUCAGGAUGGUGCCAGAGGUGGAAUUCCGAGUUCAAGAAGCGCAUCUAGCUCUCGAGAAGAAUCAGAAUAUGUAGAGACCAAUAACAAAAUGCCGCUUACUCAGAAACGCAGUGACUUUUUUACGCGAAGUAUAAGUUGGGACGCCAAGUUUCGCAAAGAGCGCUCCCCGAAUUCCCGGAAACCCUCUGAGGACAAAUAUGUCCGCACGGAUAUGAACGAUUGGAGGGGUCGACAUUCCCGGAGGCGUCAUCGGGCAGGUUUGUCUGGUGGCGGAGAAUCCCGCAUCCCAAGGCCUAAAGGUCGGCUGAAGGUAGCCGAUUCAGAGGAACAACUGAGUAACGAGUUCCAGCAGCAGGAGCAGAGAUGUCCAGCUGUUAGGUCGUGUAGUGGCAAACAACAAAGCGAGUCGCGAGUGUUGUCUCCAGUGUCUUCGUCCCUUCCUACUCUUCAGAAUGACUCGGGAGUCAAAGUGGUGCAUCCAGAGUUUCACAGAAACUGCAAAAGUGAAGUUCUUAUUCCUAGGUUCAAACCAGAAGGGGGUGCGGCUUACAUGCAACCUAGGUAGAGAGAUUUCCUCCACGUUUCAGGAGACGGCGGUAUCGUCCACUCACACCAAAGGACUUACCAAUGACUGGAAGUGAAUCCUCUUGAGCAACUGGACUGCGAAAAGCUUCGUUCAACGGUAUAUAGUCAGGAGGAUGACAUCAAAAACAACAAAAGCUCUGAUGCUACACCGAGGAACUCGAAACCGCGUCAUUUGCUUCGAUGAAAGGUUUUCAGUGAAAGAAUUUUUUUGCAAGAUCUAGUCACUUCUUAGGCAAUUUAGAACUAAUUCUACAAUAUUCAAAUAUACAUAACUUCCAAAUCAAGAACUGAGCAUCUGUUGCCAGACUUCUUUAUUCCAAUGCCCUCUGCACUUUAUCCUGCGAGGAAUAAAUAUCCUUUCUCUGCCAAGACACAAACGCUGUUGCUGUCGAAUCUUAUAAUUUGUGAAGCUUUUUACCCGUUUUGUGACCGUUUUAUCUGAAUUAGUUCCUCAGAUAGAAGCAUUUGCAAAGGGACAGUCACCGCGGUUUUCUGAGGAAACGGACUUCUGUUUCCAAAUUGUGAUCAACUGUUAUUGAUUUACUGUAAUAGAGUGAAGCAUUUAAUUUUGUGUACGAAUGGAACAUUAAUGUAUUUUUAAUCUAGUGAAAAUAUAUGAAUGGUGACUCGUUUUUCUUUAUGGCGCUAGUGCUACAAAACAGAAUAGUUUUAUAUGACAAAAAAUUAAAAAAAAUAAAAAUCAGUUUAAAACAUUUCACAUUUCUACAGUAGUAGUCAGUGCUUUCUCUGGUGUUUUUCCAAUCAGUAAACGGGUAAUCUAGUCAAUCUAAAUUUAUUAUCUUCAAUUUUUUAAAGUUAUUUGCUUGUAUAAUGCUUUUUCAGAAAAAAAAAAUAGAAAGCUUAUAUGAUUGGAAUGAUUCCAGUUUUGUGUAGCCUAAAUUAAGAGAUGCUUAAAUUUUGUCAGAAAUACAAUUAUUUCUUGGAGAAUGCUGAAUCUAUCUUCAAUUAAAUCCAAUUAUUUUGCUUGUGAACAAACACUUAGAAAUUUUCAAAUAUUGUCAUUGAAACGAAAGAAAAAGAUAACUAAUGUAACACAAUUAUAAAUUAUGUAUUGCUUGUAUAUUUCAUUGUGGUAUCGACAGCAUCAUUGCCUAACUAAGAGUUAUAUGUUUUAUUGAUCUGUUUUAAUUGAUAUCCGUGAUAUCACUGUUUAAACUAUAAGGUAUUAUGUCUGUGGUAUAAUUUGCAGUGAUGAUAAUUUAUUGAUCUUGGUCUUAGAUGAAGAUGCUGUUCUGAUAAUAAAAUAUAUUUGAUAAAAAAGA